AUGACCAAGGCUUAUCGUAAAGAUGAGUUUGAUUUUUUUUGGAAUCAAGUUGGGAAGAUUGAUAAGAGGGUAAAGUCUUAUCUUGAGGAUGCUGGAUUUGAAAAGUGCGCACGCGUGUAUGCACUUGUUAAUCGUGGUAGAAUGAUGACUUCAAAUAUAGCGGAGUGCAUAAAUGGUAAAUUGAAGCGAGCACGUGAGUUGCCGAUAAUAGAAUUUUUGGAGCAGGUUAGUGCAUCAUCAACAUAUGUAUAUUCUGUUUAUGAUGACGGGAGAAAGUACAUAGUAUUUCUUGAUAGGAGGACUUGCUCUUGUGGUAGAUUUCAAUUGGACGAGAUAACAUCUGAACGCGCGAUUGCAGUACUAAAAAGCAAGCAUGUAGUUGAUAUGAAGCCUUAUUGUUCAGAGUUUUAUUAUCCUGAAACAUUAAGGAAGACGUAUGAAGAAUCUAUGUUUCCAAUGCCCGAUAAGAAGGACUGCAUUGUGCCACAAGAAGUUAUGGACGAAGUUGUGUUACCACCAAAAUACAAACGUCAACCCGGAAGGCCAAAGAAAAACAGGCACAAGAAAUCAAGUGAAGCUAUGACAUUGAGUAGUAAUUGUUGUGGGAGAUGUAGUUAUGCAGGUCACAACAGGCAUACUUGUAACUUCUUUCCAAAGGAGGACUGA
Molecule: messenger RNA, 666 nt
Organism: Capsicum annuum
Lineage: Eukaryota; Viridiplantae; Streptophyta; Magnoliopsida; Solanales; Solanaceae
Exons: 2
Coding region: 1-666 (221 amino acids)
Source: RefSeq, a predicted model, not a curated record